AUGCAGCACGUGCGGUGGAGGCUGAGGUUGAGACUUUGCGCAGCAGCAUCAACUGCUCCAUCGUCGCCGAUCACCGCCGACAGGGACCUUGAGGAGCUGGCGAGAGGAAGGGCGUGGGAGCGGACAACACAGUGGGUAGCAGCCCACCCCCAUGGCGGCGGUGGUCUAGGGGACCGCGCACCCACUGAUGGUGCCCCAGGCGGGGGCGCGCGCGGCAACGGUAGCCCAGACGGGCGCAGGCCUGCUGGUGGCAGCCCAGAGUACGCACGCCACGAUGGCUACCCUCCCGGUGGUGGUGGCCGGAUCUACGAAGAGCGCAGCCCUCACAGGGACUUUAGUCCCGGUGGUGGGUGGCCUACCCUCACCAAGACCAACUACAUCAAGUGGGCCGCGGUGAUGAGGGUGAGGCUCCAGCGGACUGCCAAAGAGGCCUGGGACGCCAUCGCUGCAGCACGCUUCGGCAACGACCGCACCCGCAAGAGCACACUGCAAGCACUCCACAAGGAGUGGGAGAACCUGGCCUUCAAGCCAGGUGAGGACAUCGAUGAUUUUGCCCUCUGUCUCAACACUCUGUUGCAGAAGAUGGUGCAGUAUAGCGACGACACAUACAACGAGGAGAGAGCUGUCGAGAAGCUCUUCCGCUGCAUCUCAGAGAAGUAUAAGCAGAUCGCUCGCUCCAUCGAGUCUCUGCUGGACCUCUCCAUGAUGACGAUUGAGGAGGCGAUUGGUCGCCUCAAGGUCGUCGACGGCGAUGAGCCACAACCCCUCUCUGAGCCCAUCACCAUUGGCGGGAAGCUCCAUCUCACUCGGGAGCAGUGGGAGGCCUGCCAGGGUGAUGGGAAAAAGGGGGAGUCCUCCUCGGUUGGUGGCCACAAGCACCGCAAUCUGCGCAAGGGGCGCGGAGUCGUCCAGGUCAGGCUGCGAGGACGCAUCCAGGGUGGAGCCCACGGAGGCGUCCAGGGCGGCACCACCGGCAACCGUAGGCUGACGCGAGACGACGCUUGCUGCAACUGUGGCAAGUCUGGCCACUGGGCCAAGGACCGCCGACAACCACGACAAGGCCAAGCCAACGCCGCACAAGUGGAGGAGGAAGGACCGGCCCUGCUCCUGGCACACGCAAGCAUCGAGCUAUCUUCAACGGCACCGGCCGCAUCGGCUUUCCUCCACCUAUUAGAGCCGAAGGCACGCGCCCUUCUUGGCGACGGCUCCAACAACGACAAGACUGAUGGGUGGGUCCUCGACACCGGGGCCACCCAUCACAUGACCGGCCGACGGGAGUUCUUCAUCGAGCUUGAUCCCAGCGUCCGAGGCUUCGUCAAGUUUGGGAAUGCCUCUGGAGUGGAUAUCAAGGGCACCGGCUCCGUCAUCUUCACCACCAAGUCCGGCGAGCACAGGCUACUUACCGGAGUCUACUACAUCCCCGCGCUGAGGAACUCCGUCAUCAGCAUUGGACAGUUGGAAGAAGAGGAAGGCUCAUGCGUGGUGAUCAAGAACGGAGUAGCACAACCCGUGUGCCUCGCCGCCCGCCAGGACAACGAGGCGUGGCAGUGGCACGAGCGCUUCGGCCAUCUCCACUUCGAGGCCCUAAAGUGGCUCAGUACCAAGGAGAUGACGAGCUUCCGAGCCAAGGAGCGGCUCGAGUUCGUGCACGGGGAUUUGUGUGGCCCGGUGACUCCGGCCACACCAGGAGGACGACGCUUCUUCUGGCUGCUCGUCGACGACCUCUCCCGCUACAUGUGGGUGACGGUCCUUGGUAGCAAGGGAGAGGCUGCGGACGCCAUCAGGCACACGCAGGCUGCUGCGGAGGCGGAGUACGGCCGCAAGUUGCGCGUCUUGCGCAUCGACAACGGCGGCGAAUUCACGGCGGCUGAAUUCACGUCGUACUAUGCCGAUGAAGGUAUUCAUCGUCACUACUCCACACCGUACAGCCCGCAGCAAAACGACGUCGUUGAGCGGCGCAACCAGACGGUUGUGGGGAUGGCUCGAGCCCUCCUCAAGCAGAGAGGAAUGACGCCGUACGAGGCUUUGCAUGGGCGCAAGCCAUCGGUCUCCCACCUGCGAGUCUUCGGCUGCCUCGCGUUCACCAAGGAGCUUGGCCACAUCGGCAAGCUCGACGACAGGAGCACCCCAGGGGUGUUCAUCGGCUACACGGAGGGCUCGAAGGCCUACCGCAUCCUUGACCCAGAGACAGCGUGUGCGCACGGCGCGCGACGUGGUGUUCGACGAAGGGCGAGGAUGGACAUGGGACAAGACGGUGGACAACGACUCUACUCCAACGUACGACGACUUCACUGUCGAGUACAUCCACUUCAAGGAAGCUGGGGGAGUGGGCAGCUCCCCUUCACCGAGCGUGCCUAUCCCAGUCUCCGAGUCUCCACCAACUCCGGCACCCGCCACUUCGACAGCGCCACGCUUUCGAGCCACGACUUUGGCUGCGUCGAGCUCUUCGCCGACACCACCACAGCCAGCGACCCCACGCACUUCGGCGCCAACAGCCACCCCUCAUGGCACGUCCACACCAACACCAGCUCACGUCGAGCGUAG
Molecule: messenger RNA, 2544 nt
Organism: Oryza brachyantha (malo sina)
Lineage: Eukaryota; Viridiplantae; Streptophyta; Magnoliopsida; Poales; Poaceae
Exons: 6
Coding region: 1-2544 (847 amino acids)
Biological process (GO): DNA integration
Molecular function (GO): zinc ion binding; nucleic acid binding
Source: RefSeq, a predicted model, not a curated record